AUGUCCAUCGAGCAGCGUGCCGCGCUUGCUGCGUUCUCCGCGUGCGAUGUAUCAGACGCCCUUCUCAAACUUGGCGUCCCCGGCGCAGGCUUCCUAGCCGACAUCCAUCCAACAGCCUUCCCAGGCCCAGGAGACCCAGCCUUCGGCCUCAAGAUCAUCGCGCCAGCAUUCACAGUCCUUUUUGUGCCAAAAGCAUCGCCGUCAUUUCCGGGCCCCUUAACGACGCCAGAUGACCUGCCCGAGAGUAACAUCCCGGCGGGCACGCCCUAUGCGGAUCUAAUCACCCCGGACACCAUAGUGGUGAUCAGUCAGCCAGCUGGCCAGAAGUGUGCGGUUGUUGGCGGGAUCAUGGCGACGCGGAUGGCGAAGCUGGGAGCCAGGGCGCUGGUCGUGGAUGGGAGGGUCAGGGAUCUGAGUUGUUUGCGGGGUGUUGCGCAGGAGGGGGGAUGUCCGGUGUGGUCCCGAGGAACAUCUACGAUUGGCGCGGGGGCCGAGGCGAAGGCUCAUGCUGUCAAUGUGUCUGUGAGGAUUUCGGGCAUGGAAGUCCGGCCGGAAGAUUUGGUUAUGGUUGACCAGGAUGAGAAGGCUGUCGUUGCCAUUCCAAGAGGUCGGGUUGCGGAGGUGCUUGAGCUGUUGCCCGGACUGGUGAAGGCGGAUGAGAGGGUUCUGGUGGACGUCGAAGGGGGAGGAUCAGUUAAGGAAGCGUUUCAGAAAUAUCGAGGGAAGUUGUGA
Molecule: messenger RNA, 732 nt
Organism: Coniosporium apollinis CBS 100218
Lineage: Eukaryota; Fungi; Ascomycota; Dothideomycetes
Exons: 4
Coding region: 1-732 (243 amino acids)
Source: RefSeq, a predicted model, not a curated record